Molecule: messenger RNA, 1808 nt
Organism: Tarenaya hassleriana
Lineage: Eukaryota; Viridiplantae; Streptophyta; Magnoliopsida; Brassicales; Cleomaceae
Exons: 7
Coding region: 12-1691 (559 amino acids)
Molecular function (GO): microtubule binding
Source: RefSeq, a predicted model, not a curated record
UCCCUCCUUAAAUGCCCUCGAUAACGCACUCUCUUCUUUCGGUUUCAAUGAAUUUUCGUGAAAUCAAGAACCGAGGAAAGUUCUUGAAGUUUUCAGUGGCGAUGGAUUCUCGAGAAAUUGUCUCUUCAGAAGCGCGGAAGAAGCUCGAUUGCGCAGACCCGAUCGAGAAAUUAUUUUGGAGCGAAAGCCUGGGAAAUCAUGAACACGGGUCGAAAUGCGAUCUGCGAAAGAGCUUGGCUUGGGAUAGCGCCUUUUUCACCAGUCCUGGAGUGCUGGACGUCGAAGAAUUGUUUUCGUCCUUAAAUCUUCACGAAAACGAAGUGAAGGGAAUGUCCACGAACAAAGGGUUUCCCUCUACGUCGUCGGACGAGAGCAGUGGACGGAGAAGUUUGGCUUGGAAUAGCGCCUUCUUCACAGAUCCAGGUAUUCUAAACGCCGAGGAGCUGUUCUUAGUAAACAGAGGAAUCAGCAAGAGACUUCCAGAAUCAAAGAAACAGCUUUGGAAGUCUGUUGAUUCGAGUUCUUCUACCUCGCAAAGGAGCAGAUAUUCCGUAACGAGCAUCGAGAGCGACUUGUUCAAUGAUCUACGAACUGUGUCAGGCCGAUCAAAUACAGAACAUGAAGAUCUCUCCGCUAGCAAAAAGCGCGACGGCGUCCGGGAAAUCCAGUGUAAGAACGGGUUGCGUUUUGCUUCUGAUGAAGAGUUUUCUGAUUUUGACAGCCAUUGCAAUGUCAUCUUGACAAUUGUGGGCUUUUCAUCAUUCCCCCUUUCAGUUUUGCAGGAUUCAGAUUCAGCUUCUGCACAUAAAAAGUUGAAGCCUUUGCCGCCUACCGGAAGACAGAGGACUAAUCAUGUGCAUAGACUGAAGCGGGUGCUGAAGGAGCCUUCACGUCUCAAUCCCCAACCAAAGAGUGUUGUAUGCAAUGGAGAAUCAAAUCCUUUGCCAUCUCAGAAACCAGACAAGUUCACGUAUGGAUCUGAUGCCACAGUUGCCGUCUCCACGAACCAACUCCCGUCUCCUCUUGAGCAUGCUAAACCUAAAAACGGAGAAACUGGGAGGAAUAUGAGAACACUGGUCAGGAACCGUUGCUCAGACGAACAGACUGGAUCCACGUCUGUCGGAAGAUCGAGACGAGUAGUUGCCUCUAGGCUCACUGCUUCUGACUCAUCCUUCAAGGCUCCUUCGCGUUUCGCCGUGGAUUUGCAGGUUCCUGAGAAGAGAAGCAAAACUCCGACAAAACCUACAACUCCUCUCUCCGAAAUCGCGUUGAAGGAUGUCAGAUCCUCCGGACUCCGGUUGCCAUUGCCGAAGAUCGGUUUCUUCGAUGCGGUAAGUUUCAGCAGAUUCAAUUCCGAUGCUAUUCGUUUUCCAGUUUCCGGCCAUCUUUACGAGAAACACCCAUUGUUGCGACAGGAGAAUGCGGCGAAAGAAAACAGAGAACCAAACAUGAUAUCCAGUUCUGGAUCUGCGAGUAGAAUAAGAUACAGGAAAUCACCUCAAAUGGCUUCACCAGACGGAUACACUUCUCCUCUUGGACGCAGAAAACCUCCGACGCUACUAGCAAACGCAAACGCAAAAUGUCCGAAGACCAAAGGAAGGAGCGAAACGGGAACGAAGAGAACUGACCUGAAAACUCACCGGAGCAGUGACUUGGUUAUAGAGUUCUGGCCGAAGAACUUUAGCGGUUAAUGAUAUUAACGUUUCGGUGGUGUCUAGGGUUUGAAACAGCUUUCUUGCUGAACAAGGCACUGACUACAUUUCCAUUUCUUGUUAGGCAAGGCAUGAUAUAGGUUUAUUGUUUUGUUG